GGGCGGGGCCUCGACCAGAGACAGCCAAUCAGAGAAGACCUAGAUCCUCGUUGCUAGGCGACAGAUCCCACCCCGCAGGCGGCACCGGAAGUGGCAGGCCGGGAUCAGCCUUUAAGAUGGCGUCUCCUCAGGGGGGCCAGAUUGCGAUCGCGAUGAGGCUUCGGAACCAGCUCCAGUCAGUGUACAAGAUGGACCCACUACGGAACGAGGAGGAGGUCCGAGUGAAGAUCAAAGACCUGAACGAGCACAUCGUCUGCUGUCUGUGUGCCGGCUACUUCGUGGAUGCCACCACCAUCACAGAGUGUCUUCAUACUUUCUGCAAGAGCUGUAUUGUGAAAUAUCUACAGACCAGCAAGUACUGCCCCAUGUGCAACAUCAAGAUCCACGAGACACAGCCGCUGCUCAACCUUAAACUGGACCGGGUCAUGCAGGACAUUGUAUACAAACUCGUGCCGGGCUUGCAAGACAGUGAAGAGAAACGGAUUAGAGAAUUCUACCAGUCCCGAGGUUUAGACCGGGUCACCCAGCCCAGUGGGGAAGAGCCAGCCCUGAGCAACCUUGGCCUUCCCUUCAGCAGCUUCGACCAUUCCAAAGCCCACUACUAUCGCUAUGAUGAGCAGCUGAGCCUGUGCCUGGAGCGGCUGAGUUCUGGCAAAGACAAGAAUAAAAGCAUCCUGCAGAACAAAUAUGUUCGGUGUUCUGUUAGAGCUGAAGUUCGCCAUCUCAGAAGGGUCCUGUGUCACCGCUUGAUGCUAAAUCCCCAACAUGUACAACUCCUUUUUGACAAUGAAGUUCUCCCUGAUCACAUGACCAUGAAGCAGAUAUGGCUCUCCCGCUGGUUCGGCAAGAAAUCCUCUUGAGUUUCAUCGUGAAGAGGGCUUCUCUAUGUCUGUGAUCCCUUGAUGAAUUACCAGAGGAGAAAGGUAGAGGAUCCUACCAUGUAAAACUUAGAAGGUGAGCUAAGUGAAACAGUCUCUUUUUGGUGAAGGGAAAGCUUUCUGGAGGGAAGCUUUCAUUGUCCUUGAAUGUUGCAGCAUAAGGUGCAGGCCUGAACACAAGUGUUCUAACUGGAGAAUGAUGAUGCUACGGUCGAAUGGACAGUGGCCAUUGCGGACUAAAGAAAAGUGACAUCGUAAAGAUUGUCCACUGACAAUUGCAUUCUGGGAAGAGCCUUUACGUUCUUGUCUAUACAAGAUUCAGCAGGUCUUCAGGUAUCUGGACUUCAUAAAGCCAGGCUGGAAAGAGAGUAAUUAAGAGAGAGAGAGAGAGAGAGAGAGAGCUCAUCUCCAGGAGAAGAAAGUCAGUGACAAGGAACAAAAGGAAAGAGAGAAGAUUUGAACUCCACUGGUUAAUUCAGCAAACUUUGUAGGGGUUCAGCCAUGAGCACGGAGCUCAGAAAAUAAACCCAGUCAGUGUCUUUG
Messenger RNA from Erinaceus europaeus (western European hedgehog), 1421 nucleotides. RefSeq names its product polycomb group ring finger 1 (gene PCGF1). Gene Ontology annotation, cellular component: PRC1 complex. Gene Ontology annotation, biological process: negative regulation of transcription by RNA polymerase II. NCBI's taxonomy places the organism in Eukaryota, Metazoa, Chordata, Mammalia, Eulipotyphla, Erinaceidae. The coding region runs from base 117 to 860 and encodes 247 amino acids. The record is from RefSeq and is a predicted model, not a curated record. Gene Ontology annotation, molecular function: promoter-specific chromatin binding. The transcript is spliced from 9 exons.